AUAAGAAUCUUUCUGCUCAGUGGAUUAUUGAUUAAGAAAAGCCCCAAAAACAAUUUGUGUCUAUGAGAAUCUAGAGUUCCAUUUUUGAAAGGAAAGCAUUUCCAUAGCCUCAUAGGGCUUUGGAAUCUCAGAAAAGUGAGAAGAGAAUGAGGGAAGAAGAUACAAAGAGGACCAUAGAUUGCCUGAGAGGGAGAUUAGUAGCAGAAAGAGCUGCAUCAAGAAAUGCUAAAGAAGCAGCUCACCUAAUGGGAAACAAGUUAAUGGAGCUGGAGGCAAUGUUGAAAGAGGAGACUGAAUUGAGAAACCGAGCCGAAAAGAGAUUUAAACAUGUGAUGAAGAAGCUUGAGUCCAUCAACAUUUCACUCACAUUGCAUGAAUCAGAGAGCUGGAGUUUGACAGAGGGCAGUGAAGAUUCAUCUGCUUCUUCAUACACAGCCUGUUCUACCUCUAAAGACUUGAAACAUACAAUGCUCGAAACCCAACAGGCCAUGUGUUCUUCAUCUUCUUCUGUUGGUGAUUCUCAAGAAACAAUGGGAAAUGGUAAAACAGAACAAAAUGGGCACCUUGAAUUCAUUAAAAAGAAGGAUCUUCGUGUGAAGGAUGAUGGCAACAGCAUGGGAAAACUGUUAGAAGAGCAGGCUGCAGACAGUGAAGAGAAAGCCGAUAACUCAUUGGCAUUUCUAGCACCAGUUUGUUCACCGAAUCGAAGCCAAACCAUCGAUCCCGCAGUUGUUCUUCACGCAAAUAACCUGAGAGAUGUUCUUGAUUCUCUAAGGCAUGCCAGAGAGAAACUUCAAAAUCAGAUGGAGAGAAGACACUUGAUUAGAGUCACAUAUCUGCCAAAAAAGGUCAUAUCUCAUGGUUUGUCCUUACACUGUGGCAUUAUAAGAGAAAUGUGUCACCAUCAGUGACUUAUUGUUCAACUUUCAACAACUAUGCCAUUGCACAUCACACAUUUUUAGGUCCCUGGGAUGCUCCGUUCCAAAAUUGGAUAAUUCAUAGUGUGUCAAUUCAAUGGCGGAUCCAAGAAUUAGAGAGAUUGGGGGCAAGAGGAGUUUCAGAGUCUGAAUGGUUAAGAAAUCUUAUCUGAAUUG
Messenger RNA from Cuscuta campestris, 1094 nucleotides. The record is from the annotation of a GenBank genome assembly. Lineage: Eukaryota; Viridiplantae; Streptophyta; Magnoliopsida; Solanales; Convolvulaceae.